This is a messenger RNA of Neomonachus schauinslandi (Hawaiian monk seal), 496 nucleotides long. It is a transcript of the gene NKX1-1, whose product is annotated as NK1 homeobox 1. The annotation marks the transcript as partial. Lineage: Eukaryota; Metazoa; Chordata; Mammalia; Carnivora; Phocidae. The transcript is spliced from 2 exons. The record is from RefSeq and is a predicted model, not a curated record.
CCCCCGCCGCUCGCCGCCAGCGACACGGUGCCCGCGGCGCCCGAAGGGGCCGGGGCGGCCCGGCCUGGCCCGCCGCCGCGCCCCACCUCCUUCCCGGUGCUGGACAUUCUGGACCCCAACAAGUUCAACAGCAGAAGACGCCGCUGUGUGCUUCUGGGCCCCGUGCCGCCCGCCGCGUGCGCCCCGUGCGCCCCGGCCCCCGCCGCCCCGGGACGCCCGCCGCGCGCAGAGGAGCUGGAGCGCCGCGCCCUCGCCGCCGCCGGAGGAGCUGGAGCCGCCACCGGAGCUGAGCCGCCGCACGCCGGCGACCCCUACAAGGCGGACGAGGCCGAGGCCAGCGGCUACAGCGGCGGCGGCGGCGGCCGCAGCCCGAGCGCGGACAGCGCGGACGAGGCGCCCGACGACGACUACGACGACGAGGCGCCCGACGCGGGGACCGCGCGCGGCGCGGAGGAGGCGCGGGGAGGCGGCGGCGGCCUCGCGGCCCGCGGGUCGG